Messenger RNA from Moneuplotes crassus, 3344 nucleotides. NCBI's taxonomy places the organism in Eukaryota, Ciliophora, Spirotrichea, Euplotida, Euplotidae. The record is from the annotation of a GenBank genome assembly.
GUUAUGGAAGAGCAGUCUUUCGCAUUCAUUGAUGCUGUUAUAUUCCUGAUAACUUUGCUUCUUCUGGUGUCCUUCGUGAUCUUCUUGUCAAUGAUCAUGACAUAUUUCAAGACUGUUGCCAUGACUAUCAAGACUAUCCUUAAAGCAGCUUUCGAGGCUAAGUCCCCAUUUUUAGCAUUUAAGGAUGACAUUAAGCAGAUUAGGCAUACCAAGCUCAGAGAAGAAGCUGAAGCGAACAUGAGAGAUGUGGAUCUUCAGGAUAAAUAUUUCACCAAAUGGACCAUAAUUCUGCAUGAAUGAGGUAGCAGAAAACGACAGGAUCAUGAAGAGGAAGGCCAGUUGCAUAAAUUAAAACAGAACAAGUAUAAUCUCCUGAACCCUCCCUUGACCUUCUACAUAUUCAUAUACCUAUGUGGGAUCAUUAUAGUAUGGAUUUGCUCAGGAUUUUUCACAGGAAUCUUCAAUUCCUCCCUAAGGGAGAGUCUGAUGCCAGGAAUAUUUUGGAUCCCACUUCUUGUGGCUCUCAUUUCAACUAGUAUUAUUAUCAUCUAUGUGUAUGUGAUACAUUACAUAUAUCUCGAGAAUAUUCGGAUGGCCUUCAAGAACGCCUUUUUAUCAAAGGUCAACUGUCCUAAGGAUUUCAAACAAGUACGAUACCCUGAAGGCUAUGAUUCCAAGAAUUUUCAGGUAGCAUUUGAUGAAAUUUUGAAAGAUUAUGCUGAGCAAAGCAUGAGAAAUACAGCUAAAGAGUCCGAGUUUGGCAAACACGAGUCCAAGAGUCUAGCCCAGAUCCUAGGCUAUGAGACUACUGAAGGCUCUGGAGCCACAGAGAGCAAGAUCAAUGAUGAUAGCUCAGCUUCCAACAUUUCUACAAUGAAGUUUAAUAAAUUUUCCAUUUUGAAUACAACAAAGUUGUCUGUGAAGGAAGUCAAGGAGAAGGUAAAACCUCUAAAAGAUAAUUUAUACUUGUUUGGGAACGAUACAGCCAGACCUAUCAUCUCAGAAGAUAUUCUUGAGAAAAUAGGAGAGGAAGAGGACUCUAAUGAAGAGCCAGAAAAUAUUCUUGAUGGCUCAAACCCUAAUAUUGACAGACAAGUAGAGAAAAUCGAGGAGAAUAAAGAGACAGAGUAUUUAGACACAGAACAAAACAUCGCAUCAACUGGGGACAAGCUCCUGAGACGUAAAAUUAAAACGGCUGUGAAAUAAGCAUCUAAUCAAGCCUUACCAUCUUGGGGACACUGGAUUGCUCCAACAUGAAUGAAAAUAAGAAGGAAAAUCUGUUAAAUGUCAUCUUCUUUGGCGGAAUUGUGUGCUUUGUUGCAGUCUGACUUGCUAUUUUGUGCUAUAAAAUGUAUUAUUAUGCUACUCAAGUCACCUGGGCAUUAAUCUUGAUAGCUAUUUUUAGCAUGAUUUUGGAAAUUUUCGUGUACAGGAUCGUCUCUUGGUGGGCAUAUGUAAUCAUUCACAAGUGAUAUAAGAGUAUUAAACAGCGAAGAAGGAGGGCUCAAUACCAAAUGAAUAACAAGAAUAUAGUGAAUCUCUCUGAAGAUCCAAAUAAAUUCAAAGAGUUGUUUAAGAAAUAUCCAGGCAAUUUCAUAUCUGCAGAUGUGGACUACAAACCGCCCAAAAAGAUAAUCAAUAUGAACGAUAUCUUAGAUAACCAAGGAGAGGGAGAAGGUGAUAACUUUGGAAGAGGAGGUCCUUUCGAUCCUGCCAAUGAAGAUGACCUCAGGCUUGCGCAUCUCCGGAAUUCUAACAAAUCCGACAUGGACAUGGAGAAUGACGACCAUCCUCAGUUCAACUCAGAACUGCCUUACUUUAAUGAGAGUGACAAAAGUUCCAUGGCAGAGCUGCGAGACUUCAACAAAUUACUGAUCGAUAAGAUGUACACAGCUUAUAAUGAAAAAGCCGAUGAGCUGCUUCGAAGAGGUAACCUGAAGGACAUCACCAAAGAGGGUGAAGGAAUCAACCAACUUGAAAAAGAACGUGAAGAGGACAUUAACAGAGGUCGGAAGAACUAUAACAUUGCCGCUGAAGUCUUUGGCAUUGCAGAAGAAAGUGAUGAAGACGAAUAUCCUGAGAGAAAGAAAUUGAUCAAGAAGAAGAAAGCACAUAAGACCCAGAUCCCAGAUACUUAUUAUAGAGACAUUGCCAUGGUCAAGGCGAGAAUGGAUCUGGCCAGGAAGAAGAAAAAUAAAGGAGAAGCUAAGUCUGAAAUGAACCAGAGUACUGGAUUUAAAGAUAAAUAUAAAGGCAAAGGAGUGUAUGCGCUGAAUCAGUUAAAACCUCUUGCUAAGCAAGAGAUUUAUAAACAAGAAGAGCCAAAGCCAAAAAUGAAACCGAAGACUCGUCAGAUUCCUAGGACACAGAUGGCAAUAGUCCCUGGAAGUCCUCGUAAGGCUCCACAAAAAGACUACACAGAAUAUCCAUCAACUGAGCCAAUAGAUGAAGGUCAUGUCAAGUUCCAAUCUGCUGAGAAGUCUGCUGGUGUUAGCACAAAGAGGCUUCUUCAGCUGGGUUUAACUAGCAUUCAGGAACAACCACAUAAGUUUGCAAGGCCAACUAGAAAGCACUCAGAGGAAGUGAAGAGUCCGAACAGGCAUAUCACUCAUAGUCAUUUAGCUGCUGUUAGAGGGAAUUUCGUCGAGGAAGUCAAAGAUGGAGAAAGCACAGAAUCUGUUCCUCUAAGCAAGUCCUUUGGUGCAGAAAAGGAAAGAAACAGGAAUCCAGGUAUCUACGUUGGCUUGAUUGAAUCAUUUGAAGGUCAAAGGAGGAGAGAUAAGGAAGCUAGCGUAAACAUACCCCAAAGUGCUAAUAGUUUCAAAGAUUUUAGCGACGAUUUUGCUAUAAGUUUCCAUCAUGAAGAGACUAAGAAAUCUCCAAAGAAGCGAAGACAACUUAGUGGAGAGAAGAAAUUGGACUACAAGUUAUCAAAGAAGAGGAAAAUCCCAGUAGAUCCAGAGCUGAAGUUCCACCCGGCCACUAACCAAGAUCUUGACCAUAUCUAUGGAAAGGUUUAUGACCCUUUUGUCAAACACAACGUGGGAGCAGUGUGCCAGAUCGACAAAGAAGUCAAAGAGCGGAAGCUGAAUAAUUACUUAAGGAAUAUUGAUGAGGACAAGAACGGUAUUUUCUUAUUCGGGAACGAUGUUAACUCAAAAUUCGACUUUAAUCCUAAGAAAGAGAAAGCGAUAGCCCCUGCAUCACAUCUAGACAUGAGUUAUUCUGUAGCUCCCCCUUCAUACAUAAAGAUUGUGGGUAAAAAGAAGAAGAAAAAGACUAAGAAGAAAAAGCAGAAAGUCAAGAGACAGCAUCUAGCUGUUGAUGAUUUUGUAAUAAUUUAA